GUCGUGUGUCUUGCCGAGCUCUGCCUCUUUGAAGGGGUGGCGUUACGGCAGUGAUGGCCUCCCUUUGCGAUGGAUGGCGAAGAAGGUCAAGAACGGCCUUUGACAGUGGUGAUUGUGACCUUAGACUUCUACCUCGCCAAGCCGGGUCCUGGCGAUCCCACGACCUCCAUCUGCACAGGUGGAGCGCUCAGGCAAGUGCCGGUUGUGCGCGUGUUUGGUCAUACUCCAACUGGGCAGUCGGCGUGUGUUCACGUGCACGGGGUGUUCCCUUUCUUCUACAUCCAGGUACCUCCUGGCCGAAGCGAUGCCGAAGGAGAGGGCUUCCUUGGCUUGCUGGCAGAGGGCCUCGAGAAGGCCAUGCACUUGCACCAAAGCGCGUCCGGGCUGGGACGGCCCGGCGCGGUGUAUGUCUAUGACAUCCGCCGCGUGGUGGGCUGGACCUCCAUCUAUGGCCACGGCGGCACCGGCGACUUCCUGCAGAUCUGGGCGACCCUGCCGCAGCACGCCAGCGUCAUGGCCCAUUUGCUGCAGCAAGGCGCUGUGAUGUCCACGUCCUUCCAGCCCUUUGAGGUGCAUUUGCCUUACCUCCUCCACUUCCUGGACUCUUUUGGUCUGGGUGGCAUGCGGGAGCUGGCGGUGAACGGGCGCACCGCAGCCUCGCGGGGCAGACCGAGGGAGGUGGACUUCCCCUACCAUCCCACCUGGAAGGCCCAGCUGGGCCGGGGCGGAGCCAAGCGCUUGCUGCGCGGCCAGGGCACGCCCUGGUGGUCAGAUCCCCGCAGGCCGCAGUCGGUGCACCCCAAAGUGUCGAGCUGUGACGUUGAAGUGGAUUGCCGCGCCGCUGACCUUCUGGCGCCCGCCGCCGCCACGGCCAGCGCGUCGGCUUCGGCCGAGACCUGUGGCGGGCGGUCGGUGCAGGAGCGCACGCGCGGCUGGAUCUGCGAAACACUUCGGGAGCUGUGGCGGGAUGAAGAGCGCAGGUGUGCAGCCCUGGGCCUGACGGUGCCCUGGGGCUCGGAGCCCGCGCCGGAGCCGGGGGCACCUGGCGAUGGCAGGGCAGAACUCACGCCGGACAUCAUGGAGGAGUGCAUGAUGCAGCAGCUCAUGGCUCAAGGCAGGUCUGCGGUCGGAAUUCAGACGAGCUCACCCUCUCCCGCCAAGCGAGCUCAGGUGGACAAUGGAGUAUGGAGCCAAGAGUGCGAGGCAUCGAGGGAGAAGGUUUCUCCCAAGUUCCUUGAGGCGGUGCAAGGCUUGGAGGUUGCCUUAUCGCAGAGGUUGCCGCCCCCAGCGAACAGCGCCACUGCGGCCUUGCUGGACGGAGGCUACGACCUUUGUGAGGAAGCCGAGGAGGACGCCUUGACAGAGCCAGACAGCGCCUGUGGAUCUACAGAGAUCGAUGAGGAUGCGGACGCGCCAGGCAACAAUGGCAACGAUGUUUGCGCGCCGACGCAGCUUGAUAUCUCCACAACGCAGGUGGAUGUGCUGCCAGAGGGGUGGUCGCCUUUGAAGCCAGCAGACCUGUUUCCAGAUCUCAACGAACGCCAAGUAGAAGAACCUGCAGGAGCUGGCAAUGAAGGCCGGACAGGCGACGUCCCUCAAGGUGAGCCGCUCCCCCCGGCCAAGGGCUUUUACUCUGAGCCCGAAGAUUUGCCCAAGGAGCUGGUUCUGGAGCAGGCUGGAAUCUGGGAGUACUGGCAAGCACCGCCCAAGUACGAGGUGUCGCAGCAAUGUUUGCCGAAGAGCGGCGAGGAGGAGGAAGGCGACGUCAUCACCCGCUUCGACAACGCAGGCCGUUUGACCACCCUGCGCCGGAAAAACACCGAGGGCCCAGGUUUGGCGAAGAUUCGGCGGGCAUCUCUGUCGCAGGUGACACCGCCCACCCCGGCGCCUGUGCGACCUUUGCGGCAAGCCGCUGAAGCUCCGGUGCUCUUUGGGAGGCUUUUGGUGCUGGAGGUUUUGGAGCUGCCGACUGAGCUGCAGAGUGCAUCGGAAAUUGGCGCAGUUGCUUACUGCCUCCGCGAUGAAUGGGUGCGCAGUCUGCUUGCAGACUCGGCUGGCGAAGCCUCCUAUGAGGACGCCUUGGGCGUGAUUUGCAAGGCGCCCGCUCCUCAACUUGGCGCCCACGUGUCUGUGCAGGAGAUGGAUUCAGAGCUGGCCAUCUUUGAAGCCGUGGUGGACUUAGUGCGCGCCACCGACCCCGCGGUGGUCAUGGGCUACGACAUCGUCAAGGGGGCUUUGGGCGUGCUCUUUGCGCGUGCAAAAGCACUGGGUCUCAGAGGUUUCCCUCAGCGGCUGGCCCGCGUAGAGGGCCACUCCGGACCCUCGGAGGCACCGGUGCUAGCAAGUCAGGCAGUUCCAGGCAGCCCUAGCGCUGACCGAGGACCGCGGAAGCUGUACCCUCCGGAGCAGGUUAGCGGAGGUAUGGACCUCCCUGGGCGGCUGGUGCUGAACGUUUGGCGUGUCUUGCGCGGCGAAGCCAAGCUCCAGUCCAGCUCGCUGCAGACAGCGAUGCAAGUUCUUCUGGGCGAGACGCUGCCGCUGUUACCCUCCGCGGCGAUGGCAAAACGCUGGGCUACACCUGCCAGCCGCACAGAGGCUUGCGAGGUCCUCUUGUGCCGAACAGGCUGCAGCCUCCGGCUUCUCGACUCUCUGAACGUACUUCCCCGGGCGGCCGAGGCAGCCCGCAUGCUUGGGCUCGAUGUGCUCAGCGUGCUGUCCCGGGGCUCGCAGUACCGAGUGGAAGGACUGUUAAGCCGAGCAGCUCACCAAGACUGCAUGCUCUUGUUGUCUCCCUCGCGAGCGCAGGUGGCGAGCCAACGAGGAGCUGAAUGCAUCCCUUUGGUGAUGGAGCCUCGCAGCGGCUUCUACUUUGACCCGGUGGUGGUUUUGGAUUUCCAGUCGCUGUACCCCUCGAUCAUCAUCGCCUACAACUUGUGCUUCUCCACCUGCGUGGGACGCCUUCAGAGCCAUGCGCAGGGAAUUUCCAAGCUUGGGGUGCUGGAGGCGUACGAGCAGCCGAAUUGCAGGGCGGAAGACCUCUCAGUGACACCCAACGAGGCCAUUUUUCUGAAACGCUCCAAGAAGCCUGGGAUCCUGCCGCGGAUGCUCUAUGAGAUUCUGCAGACGCGAAUCAUGGUGAAGAAGGCUCUGAAGCAGCUGAAAGGGGAGAGCUCGGAGGCAAGGGCGCGAUUGCUGGAUGCCCGGCAGUUCGGCCUGAAGAUGAUCGCAAAUGUGACCUACGGCUAUACCGGAGCAUCCUUCAGCGGAAGGAUGCCCUGCGUUGACCUGGCCGAUGCUAUCGUGCAGACUGCCAGGCGAACACUGGAGCGGGCAGUGCGGUGGGUAGAACGCGAGAUUCCUGCGGCUGAGGUACUAUACGGCGACACUGACUCCAUGUUCGUCCGCUUGCCAGGGCGCUCGAAGGAGCAGGCCUUUGAAAUCGGCGCCCACAUCGCGAAGCAGGUGACGAGCCACAACCCGCGGCCGGUGGAGUUGCAGAUGGACAAGGUGUACUGGCCUUGCUGUUUGGCAUCCAAGAAGCGCUAUGUGGGUCAUGCCUGGUCUUCACCCACAGACGCAGCGCCCGUCUUCGACGCCAAGGGCAUUGAGACGGUGCGGCGCGAUCAGUGUGCUGCGACGCAGCAUCUGCUGAGAGGAGCUUUGGAGGACUUCUUCGAAUCAAGAGGAGACCUGUCGCGGCUAAAGCGCUUCCUCCGGCGGCACGUGGACAGGAUACGAGAAGGUCGCUUUACCGUGCAAGACUUCAUCUUCCACCACGAGGUGAGACCUCCGGACGAGUACAGAGGGCAGGGACCACUGGCAGCGCAGGCUGUGCGAAGAAGCGGCAUGUCAUGGCCAUCUCCUGGAGAAAGGUUCUCGUUCGUGGUUGCUCAAGGCCCCCCCGGGUCUCGUCUGGCAGAUGUGGCGGUAGUCCCUGGCGAUGUCACUGGUGGGCGUCCGGUUGCGGCUGAGGUGCAUCCGCCUUUGUACCUGGACAUCGAAUACUACCUGGAGCGCCAAGUUGGCCCGGCCUUGCAUCGGCUCUUCAUGCUGGUGCGAGGACCAAAUGGGCAGCAAGGCUACGUGGAUGUGCGCCGCUGGAUUGCGGAGGGCCCGCGGAGCCGACGACGGGAUGUGGCGGCGAUGGCAUCUGUGGGCUCCGUCUUCGGAGCCAAGCCAAAAGGCUGCGCGGCCUGCGGACAGCGGCUGGCGCCAGGCGCUGUCCUUUGCACUGCCUGCCGGGAAGAAGCAGUACCUCGGCUGCUGGAGGCCAUGGGCCGGCGCCAGCACUGGGAGCGCCGACUGCAGAGCUGCCGGGAAGUGUGCUUCCGCUGCACCGGUUCGGCCGCCAUGGAGGAGGACUGUCGCAACAUCUACUGCCAGAACUUCUUCCGAAAGGUCAAUGCGCAGCUGCAGCUGAGCACGUGCACCGCACCUCAAAGCUGGCCGCCGGAGUGGUGAGGAGACAAGAAGAACACUUGCAGAUUCACC
This is a messenger RNA of Effrenium voratum, 4491 nucleotides long. The record is from the annotation of a GenBank genome assembly. NCBI's taxonomy places the organism in Eukaryota, Dinophyceae, Suessiales, Symbiodiniaceae.